Micropterus dolomieu (smallmouth bass) is the source of this 2927-nucleotide messenger RNA. RefSeq names its product vascular endothelial growth factor Ab (gene vegfab). The transcript has 8 exons. Gene Ontology annotation, biological process: positive regulation of mast cell chemotaxis; induction of positive chemotaxis; sprouting angiogenesis. The coding region runs from base 656 to 1291 and encodes 211 amino acids. NCBI's taxonomy places the organism in Eukaryota, Metazoa, Chordata, Actinopteri, Centrarchiformes, Centrarchidae. The record is from RefSeq and is a predicted model, not a curated record. Gene Ontology annotation, cellular component: membrane. Gene Ontology annotation, molecular function: vascular endothelial growth factor receptor 1 binding; growth factor activity; heparin binding.
CCAUAGAGGACACACCUACCCUCUUUUCAAUGAUCCACCAAUCACCCGCGUCCCCGGAGCAGCUGCUACAAGUCGCCACCACACAGACACAGUAUGGAAAGACCGAGACAGAGGCAGGCGCGUUCUGUCUUAACGGAGUGAGCCGUCCUGCUUAGUGCGCAGUGACAGGAGAUUUAAAAAAAGAAAAACAGAGUACAGAUACAACGUUUUGUGAGACGAGUAUCUCCAAGCGCGGUUUUCUUUUUCACCGAACGUCAUCCUUGCCCAUGGGUUCAAGUUGCACAUAGGAGUAGGCUACAAGUUUCCAAUGGACAGGCACUUGGAGGCGGCUGGCGCAACAAGCAUGGGAUUACUUCUGUAAUGUGGAUCGCUAUUCAGAACAAUGUGAGACGUUAUGCGUCUUGGAUUCUCGUGUUUCUGGAUAUCUUGAAAAUCAUUGGCAACAGUUGAAAAGGAAGAAGUUAUGCGCAAAGGAUUGUAUGCUCCGACGCCGGGACCAACAUGGAUCUGCCAUUACAACCCCCUGCCCCUUAUUUAGAGAAGUUUUAGCCAGUCCACUUGUGUUGUUGUACUUGUUGUUGUUUGAGAACACAUCGCCACAUUGGCCUCUUGGAUUUUAAAACGUCGCCUGCCUUUGGAUUGGAUUUCAAACAUCAUGAACUUUAUUGACAGUUUGACACUAUUAUUUUUGACGCUGUCAGCUGUCAAGAGUGCCCACAUACCGAAGGCAACAGAAAGAGGUCCACAUAAAGUGAUCCCUUUAAUGGAGGUGUACAACAAGAGUUUGUGUCAGCCUCGGGAGCUGCUGGUGGAGAUACUACAAGAGUAUCCGGAGGAGGUGGAGCACAUCUUCAUCCCGUCCUGCGUGGUGUUGAUGCGCUGCGCCGGUUGCUGCAACGAUGAGAUGCUGCAGUGCAUGCCCACAUCCAGCUAUAACAUUACAAUGGAGAUUAAAAGAAUAAAACUCCUAAAGCAACAAAGUGAUAUUUUCAUGAGUUUUACAGAACACAGCGCAUGUGAGUGUAGGUUAAAGAACGAAGUGAAAGAAAAAAAAUCCCGGAAAGGCAAGGCUAAAGGCCAAAAGAGAAAACGAAAGAAAAACCGUGACAAAACAAUUCACGAUGCUGUUUGUGAGCCAUGUUGUGAUCACUGUUCAGAGAGGAGAAAGCGUUUGUUCGUGCAGGAUCCUGCAACCUGCCGGUGCUCCUGCAAACACACAGACGAAAACUGUAAAGAACGCCAGCUAGAGCUCAAUGAGAGGACCUGCAAAUGUGACAAGCCAAGAAGAUGAGAGAGGUGGGAGCACCAGAUGUACAAGAUGAAGGAAUAUUCUAGAGAUAUUUCACAGCACAGCACUUUGACCUUUGAACCGUAAGCUCUUCUUUUUGAUGGAAAGCAUUCCCCUUGGACUGACUGAGAGAGAACAAAAAGGAAGACUGAACCGAAGUUUCCUCCCACUGUAUAUCUGUGUGUAUAUAGACCAUGAUAAAAGAAAAAAAGAGUACCCAAUUGUUAUGCUGCUACAGAAACAAAUAACUAAACUCAGCAUUUGACAAAAAGCAAAUAGCCGCCAUGUGGUUUCGCGUUUCUAACAGGCUUGUGAUGCAGGUGUAGUCUUGUUGUGAAUUCAUUGUAUGCAAUUACUUCACUGGAUAUGAGUCUACUGUGGCUGUGUGUCAAUCAUAAAUUGCAAAACCUCUCAAUCUAAGAUAUAUUAAACUGCUAAAAGAGCUGGUGAGGCUGAAGUGGACAGGAGCGCUCUCCUUACAAAAAUGAUGGAUGGACUUUAAUCUGUCAAUGGACGUACCAGCAGGACAACCAGGACACCUGACUGAAAUCUUGAAUCUGUCUCGCUUCCUUUCCCACGAGGAAAUUGCAGGACUGAUGUGGACUUAUAAAAUGUUCACUACUGUGAUCAGCUUGCAGGAGAAAAGACUCUGGAGUGCCAUAUAUUUUUAAAGGGAUACUGGUUAUCAAUAUAGCAUCUAAUAAUGUCCUAUAUGAAAACCACUGAAAACAUCCUAAACUGUAGUUUGAUUCCAUUUGAAAAACUGUGCCUCGCAAAAUGUACUGAGAAAUCUUUGGAGUGCUUUUUAAAUUAUUUUUUCUUUCCUUUUUCAGGAGAGGGGAUUGUUAAAGUAGUUUUGUUAGUUUUUAACUCAGAAUCUACAGAAUCCAUGAUCACAUAUCUUCUUCUCUGAACUUGUACAUACUUAAUAUCCCUUUAUCCCAUAGUCCAUUCUAGAUAAUUUAUAAUGUUAUAGAGUAUUUUUCAGUAUUCAGUCUUCUACCCAUAUUUAAUUUGGUCUAUUUAUAUAUGCAGUGUUAUGUACCUGUAGCUGUCCUAUACCCCCUAUGUGUAAGGUCACUGAUGGCUACUCUCCACAAGGAGACUCUCUGUGCUUUUCAACAAUACAAAAAAAGAAAAAACAACAACAAAAAAAAUCUAAAAUGAUUUGUUAACAUUCCCUAAAUGGAUUAUUUGUAGUGGUGUACUGAUCUCCUCUGGAUUAUUCAACCCCUCUUGUCUAAGGGUUUGGGUGUUGUGUAAAACGUGGGUAUCCGUGUGUUUGUGUACAUGUGCGUGUAUGAGUGUGUGGUCUCGUGCAUUUGUGCACACCUGUGUGUAGGUGUUAGUAAGUUGUAUUUAAGUAUUUAAAUAAGUAUCAGGCCUGUGUUUUGUCCGUCUUGCAAGAUGCAAAUACAAAUAAACUACUGCUAGCAGCUCAGCAUACACUACCACGACACCAUCACCGUUUUAAAUAUGGAUAACAAUCUGCAUCCUUUCUGCCAGCAGUCUUAGAGCCCUCAUUAAUAGUUCUCUUUGUCUCUUCUUCACCAUUAACAUGUUUUCUGUGUCUAUGUAAAACAGUAAAGCAUAUUUAUUUUCAAAUUAUAUUGUUUUUAUAUAAAAUAAGGAAAAGGUU